AUGCUGCGGCCGCGCUCCGCGGGCGGGACGUCACCUGUGGCUGCCAGUGCAGUCGUGCCCGCGGGGCCGCCGUUGCCGCCGCCCGUCGGGCCUGCAGCUGAGGAGGCCGCGCCGCCUCCGACCUCACCCCUUGCGGUCCCAGCCGGGGCACCGUGGGGCGGUGGGGGGUCGGUCGACGAGGAGGUGGGGUUCCUCGGCGCGCUCGCCCCCGUGGAGACGGCCAUGAUCUACCCUGUUGUGCGCGGGCAGGUCGAUGUCAAGGCCGUGGCCCUCGUGUCCUUCUCAGCGGAGGCCGCGUGGCUGUUGGGGAGCCAGCUGCCCGUGUCGCCUGCCGCUGGCCCGGGCUGCCGUCGCGGGAGAGUGGCGAGAUGGCUUUGUCGCGUGAGAUUGUCUGGGGUAUACUCGCUGGGAGGUUGGUUGUCAGUCGACGGGGAGCCCGACUGGUGGACGGUGUGUCGGCUGCGCGGCGGCCAGGUCGCCGAGACCAGAGCGGACGUCGGGGAGUCGCGCGUGGUGGACGCCGACAGUGAGGCGCCAUCAAAUCCGACCCACUUCGAGACGGAGGGCGACCGCCGUCGCCAUCGCCGCGGCUACCGCGGCGGCGCCUUGAUCAACGGCGCGUAUCUGCCCGUGCAGCUGGUGCCUGAGAUGGAGGUCGGUGACUGCGCGGCGCUGAGAUGGGCGGCGUUCGAGCUGGUGAGUCGAGCUGGUCCCGACGGCCUUGUUGCGCGUCUCGGCAUCGCGCCGACGACGAAGCGGGAGAAAGCCGGUGGAGGCACCGACCCGCAGCCUGCCGCCGCUGAUGCCGCCGCGGCUGGUGGCAGCGUCUGGCUUUGGCUCGACAACUGGGCUCGUUCAGAGAACAUCGGCCGAGGGGGCAGGGCGCGUCGCGAGCAGUCCGUGCUGUGCGAGGCGAUCCUCGUCAGCGGCGCCUAUGAUCAGGUCGAUGUGCUGUCGCUGGCCCCCUUCGAGAUCAUCGCGAGCCAGAUCCCGGGCAUCGUGGGCGCCCACUGGGGUGGCCCAUCUCGGCCUCAGUGUGUGAACGCUCGCCUGUGCUCAGACGCGAGGGCCGCGGUGGACAUCGCCGCGCCCGCGCUGAAGCACUGCGUGGCCAGGAUGGGCAAGGGCGAGGCCGAGGUCGAGUCCAUGCGGUCGCGCGUCAGGAACCUACCUGCUGCGGCUGACGUACUCGCUCCUUCCGGUCUGCCAGUCGCUGGCGCUGCCGCUGGAUCAGGCGGCCCGAAGGGGCGGCCCGAGUGGCCCGAGGGGCCCGCCAAGGGGGGCAAGGUCCCCGACGGGCCGCAGGCCACGUCGGCGUGCACCGUUGCCGUCUUCAACUUGAGCAGGAGGUACUGGUGCGAAUCGCCCAGGGGGUCCAACUCCACGGCGGGCCGCCUCUUGAUCUUACCCACAAGGAGGCCUACUCUGGGCUACUUCGAGGCCGUGGUGUCUACGACGCUGAGACGGCAUGCGCUGCCCUGGCGCCCUGCCAACGUGGCGCGGCCUCUCUUCCAGACGAUGUCUCUGCGGUUCCCGCCGCGGGCGCCCCUGUCGUCGGUCGCGCCCGCGA
Prorocentrum cordatum is the source of this 1570-nucleotide messenger RNA. Lineage: Eukaryota; Dinophyceae; Prorocentrales; Prorocentraceae. The record is from the annotation of a GenBank genome assembly.